AUGGCUCGCGGACGUGGAGGCAGCUCUCAUGGCCAACGCCGCCCGGUCGACCUGACCGGGAUCAUUUCAAUAGCAGAGAAGAAUGACUUGGUGACACUCAUCAAUGCCAUCACGGAGAGAAUGGCUCGAGACAUUAGCAACGUCUUUGACUCUCCCCCCGUCGUCCCUAUCCAAGGUGACCACGGCCACCAUCACUGGCUUAUGAUUCCACUACUGCAUCACAGACAGAACAGAUCAACAUCGCAUUCUCAUUCUCUCAUUGGACUGAAGCACCCUAAUCUAUCAAAGUCAUUUGAGAAGACGAGAGAGAUAAUCGAAAAAGAAGAACAGGAAGCCAUGACGCCCCAGCUACGGGAGUUGAAGAAGGAGGCCUUGGUCUUCUUCCGCAAAUGGCAGAGUACUGUUUUGCAACGAAUUCGAGAUAUUGCUGUCAACGAACAGCAGACUCCCCAGGGAAGCAUUCGGGGCCGCGGACGUGGCAUGAGAGGAGCUCCUCGAGGCCGAGGUGGAGGAGGCCGCGGAGGUGGAAUGACGCGAAGCCCCCUAACUCUAGCGACAGGCCCGCCGCGAGCACCGUCGAACUACGUGGAUCGUGAUUUGGCCGCUCGUUAUCCCCCUAUUCCGAAUACUCUCUGGUCGCUCGACCUCGACAAGCGCAAGCUCCUUCUCCAUAUUGUCUUCUUGGUCUUGCUGUCCAUGCAAGAGUAUACGGCAAACUCACGACAGCUCCUGGUGAGCCUCACUACAUCGCUCAAUCUCCCGCCUAAAAUCUAUCGGGAUGAGGAACUGCGCCUUGCUCAAGGAUUAGCCAAAGCGGCCAUUGAUCUUUCCUCGGAGGACGCUGUCAGCCAGAAAUCUGAAGAGUCGAAGAGCUCACGUCGCUGGAAGGUGGGAUUGGGAUGCGGUACGGGAAAACUUGCCGCUCCCCUUUCCGGCGUCGGCAUUGGUACUGCGCACGACGGCCUGGGUCUCACUCCGUAUGCUGCGGCAGGUCUCUUGGGUUCCAUGGCAGAGAACGCAACGCAAAUGGGCGCACUUUUCGGUAUCAUUGCUUCGAAGCCGACAGCCAAGAUGAUGGAGGCCUUUACUCGAGAGAUUCAAGACUUUGGAUUCAUCCCUGUCCACGGGUUGGACGGGUCUGAAUAUCGUGACGCCCGAGAGUUCCCGGUAGAGCAUCGCAGACUCAGUCUGACAAUUGCUCUCAGUGGUUUCCUUCUCGAGGACGAAGAGAUCACGAAGAGUUGGCGCUGUUUGGGUCGCCAUAGCGAGUCCUAUGUCACGCGGUGGGAAGUUGCAGCUCUUACGAACCUUGGUAGCUCUCUUGAGACUGCCAUAAAGAGUAGUGCUUGGAAAGAGGGCAAGGCAGAGAUCGAAGCUCGGACAAUUUUUUCGUGCCUCAUCGAGUCCACCUGGCCUGUUGCACUGCUCAAGAUUAGCAAGAUUAUCGACAAUACUUGGAGUGUCGGAAUGGUCAGAGCGGAAAAGGCCGGUGCAGUACUGGCCGACGCCAUCAUGCGACAGAAGUUCCAAGGUGACAGGCCGGUUUCCUUGAUUGGAUACAGCCUUGGGGCUCGAGCCAUAUAUACGUGUCUCAUGGUGUUGGCAGAGCGACGACAGUUUGGAAUCAUCGACUCGGUCAUCAUGAUGGGCACUCCGGCGCCAUCGGAGAGUCGAGUGUGGCUGACGCUCAAGAGCGUUGUAUGCGGCCGCUUAAUCAACGUCUAUUCGGAGCAAGACUAUAUCCUGGGCUUUCUUUAUCGAACCUCGAAUACUCAUUUCGGUGUUGCCGGUCUGCAGGAGAUUCAGGGAGCCGAUGGAGUAGAGAACUACAGAGUGCGGAGUCUUCCGCGGGGCCAUCUGAGCUACCAAAGCCAGGUUGGCGUGGUGUUGAAGAAUGUCGGUUGGGAGGACGUCAGUAGGGAUAUUGUCAGGGCGGCAAAGUGA
This is a messenger RNA of Trichoderma reesei QM6a, 1944 nucleotides long. RefSeq lists its product as uncharacterized. Bases 1 to 1944 code for a protein of 647 amino acids. The record is from RefSeq and is a predicted model, not a curated record. Lineage: Eukaryota; Fungi; Ascomycota; Sordariomycetes; Hypocreales; Hypocreaceae. The transcript has 3 exons.